UAAAUUAAACACAUGAUCAUGAUUUUGUGAUUUAUGUUUGACUUAAGUAAAAGUGAAGAAAAUUCCCGAAUAAAACGAGAGUACAAAAGAUUUUUGAAAUAAUUUAAAUUUCAUAUCUGCGUAACGAGCACAUCAUGGAUAUUUCCCCUCGCGAUCCAUCAAACAUGACGUUUUUCACGUUUGAGAAAAACCACGAUGCCCUAGCCUUUGAUGGGUUUCUCAGUCGACGUUGGACCGACUCCUUCCUGUAUUGUGGACUUUAUCUUGUUAUUAUAUUUGGUGGUCAACAUGCCAUGAAAAAACGCGAGAAAUUCGAACUUCGGACGAGCCUGGCUAUUUGGAGUGGACUUCUAGCUGUGUUUAGCAUUAUGGGUUCCAUACGUAUGAUUCCAGAGCUGAUUUGGGCGUUAAGAAAGCAUGGAUUUGAAUAUUCUUACUGCAAUGGAUCAUUUCUAGAUCAGGGAAAAGUUACAAGUUUUUGGGGGUGUUUAUUCGCACUAUCGAAGGUGGCAGAACUCGGUGAUACAGUUUUUAUUGUUUGUGAGAAAGCAACAGCUGAUAUUCCUGCAUAUGUUUAUAACAAUCGUCUACAACUUGUUCAAAUGAUUUCAGCCCUCGUUAUAACUGUAUUAUCAUAUAGGAGCUUGUCUGCUGGUAGAGAUUGUAUGAAUAACUAUAGAAACAUUGGCUGGAGUAUGAUUAUGUACUUUAGUUAUCUCCUGCUGUUUGCUAGAUUCUUCUACAUUAACUAUAUACAGAGGAAAUCAGCAGAUCGUGAAAAGAAAGAGUAAAAUCUUUAAAAAAAAAAAACAUACAGAAAAUAAACAUUGUAAGAACUGAGUUUUUUCAUGUCUUGGUGCAAUAACUAUAAUAUAAUACUCGAUUUUAAAGGCGUGGUCAGGAUCAUUAAAUAGAACGACUGAAACAAGUUUCUCAUUAUCUUUUAAUUUUAAAAUGAUCUCGAGCUUGAUUGUGUGAUACUAUAUUCAAACUUUGAUAUUACAUAAAAUGUGUACCUUAAACUAAAAUAUAAUUUGAUUAUUAGAGGAUGUUAUGUCACCAUUGACUGAAAGGAUUCAUUGUUAACCAUGACACUCCUGGGUUUGUAA
This is a messenger RNA of Ruditapes philippinarum (Manila clam), 1109 nucleotides long. RefSeq names its product elongation of very long chain fatty acids protein 6-like. Bases 135 to 791 code for a protein of 218 amino acids. Gene Ontology annotation, biological process: very long-chain fatty acid biosynthetic process; fatty acid elongation, monounsaturated fatty acid; sphingolipid biosynthetic process. Lineage: Eukaryota; Metazoa; Mollusca; Bivalvia; Venerida; Veneridae. The transcript is spliced from 2 exons. The record is from RefSeq and is a predicted model, not a curated record. Gene Ontology annotation, cellular component: endoplasmic reticulum membrane. Gene Ontology annotation, molecular function: fatty acid elongase activity.